GUUUCAGAUUACGUUGAAACUUCAAACUGUUCGCUUGUAAUUUUUACUAUUCCCGCGAUCCUUAGAAUUUAAGUAUACCUCAAGAAGAAAAUAAGACUUGAAAAGAAAGGUUUUAAAAUUUAUUGACAUAUAUAUCAUAAGUGUCAUUACACCACCUAAGAAAACAAAGUCAAUGUGUUAUAAGUUUUUAAAAAAAGAAGAAUAAAUUAUUUACAAUAGUAAGUCGUGAGUCAGUUUUUAAAAGAAGUGAGAGAGAAAAAUGUGUAACUAAAACCAUAGCUCAGGUCNAAGUCUUGACGAUCAUAAUUCGCAUACAACAUCAGAUGGUUGCGAUGUUUUAACCAGAAUUCUCUUUAUUUUAAGUGUGAUGACGUUGAGAAAGGUUUAAAACAUCAAUACAUUCAAACUAAAACUUAUAACAAUAAUGAGAGUGAAGAAAUAAACUCCACAAACAAGUUAGUGGACGGCAGUGGAUCAGUCAACAUUUCAGUUUACUUACGACGGGGUCUCAAAAUAGUCAGCUCAUUGAUAGUUAUUUCGUUGGCCUCAAUUUUCGCUUUGUAUAUGGAUAAUCUGAUUUAUGCCGCUAUCAGCUUCUUUGUAGCAAUUGUUAGUAUUCUCUUCAUCACUGGAAAAUGGAGAUGGUUCUAUAUCGCUGCUGUUACAGGUCCUCGAGACUUGACAGCUGUGAUUCGUUUUAUACGACUGUUGCUGUUUGUUAGAAAACUGGGAAGAAAAAAUACAUCAAUUUGUGAUCUUUUUGAAGAAAAUUGUAAAAAAUACCCUAACAAAGCUUGUCUGGUGUUUGAAGGUCGAGAAUGGACUUUUAGCGAGAUAAAUGAUUUCAAAAAUCGAAUUGCUAACGUUUUUCAUCAACAUGGAUUUAAACAUGGUGAUAAAGUUGCUUUACUUAUGGAAAAUCGACCAGAAUUUGUUGCAACAUGGCUUGGACUGUCUAAACUUGGUGUUGUAGUACCUCUUAUUAAUCACAACCUUAAGAAGCAAUCUCUCCUCCAUUCUAUUAAUAUAGCAGGGUGUAAUGGUUUAUUAUUUGGAGAAUCUCUUCUAGAAUCUGUUGAAGAUAUUUAUAGUCAACUCCCUUCUAAUCUUGUUUGCUUUCAAUUCAACGAUGAAAUCAAUCUUCCAGUAUAUAAAAAUUCAAAAGAUUUGCAGACUUUAUUGGCACAAGUAUCACCGGAUCCACCACCGAAUGAUAAAAUUAAAAAGCCUAGUCAUCAUGAUGAACUUGUUUACAUUUAUACUUCGGGUACAACUGGACUUCCUAAAGCUGCAGUCAUAACACAUUCGAGAUAUAUUUACAUAGCUUCAGCGAUUCACAUAGUUGCCGAUUUCUGGGAUAAAGAUGUUUUUUAUAGUCCUUUGCCAUUAUAUCACACAGCAUGCGGAUGCAUGGCGAUUGGUCAAAUGCUUAUCUUUGGCUCGACAGUAGUUAUCAAAAAGAAGUUUUCCGCUUCAGCUUUCUUUUCCGAUUGUGUAAAAUAUAAUGCAACGAUUGCACAAUAUAUUGGAGAAAUGUGCCGCUAUUGUCUAUCAACACCUGGCCAACAAACUGACACAACUCAUAACCUUCGAAUGGUAUUUGGAAAUGGAUUGCGGCCACAAAUUUGGCCACAGUUUGUUAAGCGCUUCAACAUUCCUCGUGUCUGUGAGUUUUAUGGUGCAACUGAAGGCAAUGCAAACAUUGUCAAUGUAGACAAUGUUGUAGGUGCAAUUGGUUUUGUUUCAAGAAUCAUUCCAGCAGUUUAUCCGAUUUCUAUCAUCAAAUGUAACCCUGACACUGGUGAACCAAUUCGUGACCGUAAUGGUCUAUGUCAGCUUUGUGAACCGAAUGAACCUGGAGUGUUCAUAGGUAAAAUAAUUCCAAACAAUCCAUCUCGAGCUUUUCUCGGAUAUGUUGAUAAAAGUGCUUCAAAUAAGAAAAUUGUUUAUGAUGUUUUUAAAAAGGGAGAUUCAGCUUUCAUAUCUGGUGAUAUUUUGACAGCUGAUGAACGUGGCAAUUUGUUUUUCGUUGAUCGAACUGGUGAUACAUUCCGAUGGAAGGGAGAAAAUUGCAGCACAAGUGAAAUAGAAGCACAAGUAAGCAACGAAGCUGGUUACCGUGAUUGUGUUGUUUAUGGGGUGGAAAUAGUAAAUAUGGAAGGACGAGCUGGGAUGGCAGCAAUAUCUGACCCUGAAAAGAAUUUACACUUGAAAACAUUGAGCGAGAACUUACGCAAAGCUUUGCCAAGUUAUGCACGCCCACAGUUAUUGAGAAUUCUUGAGAAAAUUGACAUGACAGGAACAUGUAAGCUUAAGAAGUUAGAUCUUCAAAAGGAAGGAUUUAAUCCCAAUGUAGUCAAUGAUAAACUAUAUUUUCUCAAUGCUAAAAAUAGCGAAUACGAAUUGUUAACACCUGAGAUUUAUGAAAAAAUUCUCAAUCAAGAAGUGCGUUUCUAGUUCUUUAUUGACUCAUUUGUUUGUUUUAAUUCAUCCUCAACUUCUUUAACGUUUAAUCUUUGAUGGUAGCUUUUAUGCUUUUAAAAAUAAAUUAGGUAUAAUAUCUAAUGUAGAUAACUUUCUUUUCUCUCUGGUGAAACCCUUUGAUCUUAUCUUAUCCACUUUUUAUUCAAAAUGAUUUAUAGAUAUUGAUAUUGUUUUUACUUAAAAUUUGGUUAAUGAAAUGCAACGUUAAUAAAGGAUAUUUUUAAUAUUAUAUAUUAAUAUUAACUACCUAUACAUUUAAAUAUGAAUUUUAAUUUUUAUGACAUUGAAUCUUAUGAAAAAAAAGAAACUUAAAUUCUUAUAUUCAAAGUGAUUCAACUCUCAUUUGAUGCUUUUUGAUUCAUAAACAUGAUGUCUGGAUUAUUUCAUAUUUACAUAAGUAUAAAGAAAAAAAUUUUAAACAAACAUUUUUUCCAGUUUCCUUUUUUAAAUCAGAGUUAAGCAACUUAUGUA
Messenger RNA from Clunio marinus, 2955 nucleotides. The record is from the annotation of a GenBank genome assembly. Lineage: Eukaryota; Metazoa; Arthropoda; Insecta; Diptera; Chironomidae.